Erinaceus europaeus (western European hedgehog) is the source of this 6166-nucleotide messenger RNA. It is a transcript of the gene FOCAD, whose product is annotated as focadhesin. Gene Ontology annotation, biological process: regulation of post-transcriptional gene silencing. The record is from RefSeq and is a predicted model, not a curated record. Bases 430 to 5841 code for a protein of 1803 amino acids. The transcript is spliced from 44 exons. Lineage: Eukaryota; Metazoa; Chordata; Mammalia; Eulipotyphla; Erinaceidae.
AGAUGAUUUUUUUUUAAAUUAUCUUAUCUUUUGGCAACCAGAAAUUGAGAAGGAAGGAGUAGACAGGGAGGGAGAGAGAUGUAGAGAUACCUGCAGCCCUGCUUCACCACUUGCAAAUCUUUCCCCCUGCAGGGGGGCUUGAACCUGGAUCCUUUUACACUGUAACCUAUGUGCUCAGCCAGGUGCACCACUGCUCAGACCCCAGACUUGAUUCUUUACAGAAAAGUAUUUCCAGUUCUAAUGAAAAUAGUCACAUGAUGGUAUGGGUGGUAAGGGUCAGACCAACCUUAAUACUGAAGGGGUAUAAAGCAGUGUGAUUAUUGUAAGUUGUGGACACUUGAAGGGCCAGCAACAUACCUCAUUUGGUGGAGAGCCUACGACGUCAAUCAUGUGACCCAGAAUCUGCACAUAUCCAUGUAGGAGAGCAAAAUGUCGGAUGAUAUCAGGAAAAGGUUUGAAUUUCCAAAUUCUCUUAUUCAAUCACAGGCUGUGGGUCAUCUUAUUGCUGCAGUCCUGAAGGAAAAUGGUCUUUCAGAAAAGAUCCACCAAUCUACAAACCAGACUCCUGCUUUGAACUUGUUGUGGGAGAAGUGCUGCAGCGACAAUGUAGUGGUUCAAACAGCAUCCUGUGAAGGCUUGGUGGCACUUGUGGCUCAGGAUCAUGCAGAGUUCAACUAUGUUCUCAAUGGGAUACUCAACCUAAUUCCGUCAACCAGGAAUAUGCAUGGCUUGAUAAAAGCCAUUAUGAAGUUAUUACAGAUGCAAGCUCUUAAGGAAGGGCAUGGAGAAAAGAAGAAUAUUCAGGACAUAUAUACUAUUAGAAGUCAUCCUCAACCCUUGAUCACUGUAAUUGAACACCGACCUGAUUGCUGGCCAAUACUUUUACAGCAGCUGACAGCAUUUUUCCAGCAAUGCCCUGAAAGGUCAGAAGUUUCAUGUAUCCAAAUAAUGGCGCCAUUUCUGUGGUAUCUAUAUUGUGAACCAUCCCAGUCACAAUCAUAUGCUAAUCUUCGACUAACCUUGCUGAAAUUCUUACUCCAACCCCGGGUUCUUUGUAAUAAAGAACAACCAUCAAUAUUGGAACAAGGGAUACUUCAGCUGUUUUACAAUAUGAUUCCAUGUUUGCAGCUAAAAGACUUGAUGCAGACAACAGAAGCAAUGCUCUUUAUUGAAGAAGUGUAUUUAAGCCUUCUGCGUCAUCCUAUUUUUUGGAAAACUCAGCUGGCCCAUCUAACCCUUCAGAUCCUGUGUGUCUGUGAAGUUAGCUUAAAGAUGACUGGGGAAUGUUCAUCUUUAAUUCACCUUUUAGAGCAUAGUGUUGAGCUUCUGAAGGAGGAUUUUCCCAUUGAACUGGUCAUAAUUGGAAUAGCUUUACUACUUCUACAGACUCCAACAAGUCAGCAGAAGGCAAUCUUAAGUCUAGCACUGAAGCUCCUUUCUCCAGCUGAGGGUCAGAAAAUUCCAAAGUCAUCAUCGCUGCUAGUGAUGCCAAUUUUGCAGAUAUUAUCUUCGACUGCCUUGGAAGACUGUUUCACCACAGAUGCUGAAGGUCCUUCCAGACAGCAGUUAGCACUAACCCUUUUGGAACGGGUACAGCAGGAGUGCAAUAGAGAUGACCACCAAAACUUGUCCUGCAAGCUUGCAUUCCCCAUAACCAACAUGUUUGGUUCAAUACUUAGUACCUGGAGAAUCCUUGAUGUAUUAAGUGAAGAGUCUGCAGCAAGUGAUUGGUUGGCUUCAGUAGAGUCCUUGAUCCCCAUGAAUACUGCAGUCCCUGUGCAUGUUUUUCUUCUGCUGGCCUACCUCCUUAUUGAAGAUAAAGGGGCAAAUCUUCACCAGAUACUGAAGGUCACUACAGAAUUAACCCAAGCAGAUUCUUCUCAGGUACCAAAUCUGAUUCCAGUUUUGAUGUUCAAAUUAGGAAGACCAUUGGAACCUAUAUUAUAUCAUGAUAUCUUGUAUACUUUACCUACACUUGGUGUUCACAAGGUGUGCAUAGGACAAAUUCUACGAGUAAUUCAACUUCUUGGAGCAACUCCACAACUGAGAGCUAUUACUUUGCGUUUGUUGACAUUACUGUGGGAAAAGCAGGAUCGAGUCUAUCCUGAACUUCAGCGUUUCAUGGCCCUGUCUGAUGUGCCCUCUCUGUCUGUGGGCAAGGAAGUCCAGUGGGAGAAACUGAUCGCAAAAGCAGCAUCGAUCAGAGACAUAUGUAAACAAAGGCCCUAUCAGCACGGUGCAGAUAUGUUGGCAGCAAUUUCCCAGGUGUUAAAUGAAUGCACAAAGCCUGAUCAAGCUACUCCAGCAGCCUUAGUGUUACAAGGUCUUCAUGCGCUGUGCCAAGCUGAGGUGGUUUGUAUACGCUCCACUUGGGAUGCUCUCUCUCCAAAGCUGAGCUGUGACACACGACCUCUCAUUUUGAAGACCCUCAGUGAACUGUUUUCUCUGGUUCCUUCUUUAACAGUCAAUACAGCUGAAUAUGAGAAUUUUAAGAUUCAAGUCCUCAGCUUCCUCUGGACCCACACUCAAAGCAAGGAUCCACUUGUAGCAAGUGCUGCAUAUAAAUCUCUGUCACAUUUCACUGCUGGUGACCACACCAUUCUUCACCUUCCUGAAAAGAUAAGGCCAGAAAUUCCUGAUGAACCAGAUGAAGAUGAAGAAGAAGAUGGUGAUGAAAAAGAUAUCGACCUUUCCAUUCCAGGUUUCUGCUAUCUCAAACUGCUGUCUCUCACUGCUCCUGCAGUUCUACCAGCUUUAGAGGAGUUUUUUACAUCACUUGUGAAGCAAGAAAUGGUGAAUAUGCCUCGUGGAGUGUAUCACUCUGCAUUAAAAGGAGGUGCCCGCUCAGACCAAGGAAAGACUGUAGCAGGGAUCCCCAAUUUUAUAUUGAAAAUGUAUGAUACAAACAAACAACCAGGUCUGAAGCCUGGCCUUGCAGGUGGCAUGUUGUUUUGUUAUGACAUCUCAAUGUAUCAGAGUAAAGAUGGUAAGCCAUUGUACAGAUUAAUGGCCAAUAGAGGGCGAAGUUUCAAGCAGACAUCACUUGCCCUCGUGCAUGAGGUUCACAUCCAGCUUUUGGAGUGGCACCGUGCAAUGUUUCUCCCGCAGGCCUGGCUCGCAUAUAUGAGUCGAGCAUAUCAUGCCAUUUUACAGGGAAGAAUAGGAGAGCUGGAGUUGCAGUUAAAACAUGGAAAAGAAGAAGCUGAGGAAGUACAGUACAAAAAAAAUACAGCCUGGCUCUGGGUUCGAGAUAUGUUGACUGAUGAGAUCACCAAGGCAGCUGCAAAGGACAGCCCAGUGGUCAAAGGCAAUGCUCUGUUAGCCUUAAGCAGUCUUGCUGUUGUUGUAUCCAAACAGGAAGCCAGUCUUUCCUCGGACCUUGAUGGAGCCCUGGAGGUUCAACCUAAUUUUCUGUCAAUGAAAGAGUGGGUUUCUAUGGUGUUUGAUACGCUUUUGGUCAUUGUGGAUAGCCAUUACCAGCCCAGAGGACAGCUUUUCUCCUGGUUUUAUUAUAAAUCCUACUCUGGUGAAAACACAGCUAGUGCCAUUGCCCGUUCUGCUGCCGCCACAGCUCUGUCUCUCCUUGUGCCAGUUUUCAUUAUCUCUUGCAAAGAGAAGGUUGAGGAAAUCCUGAACAUGCUGACUGCCAGGUUACCUGGGAAACCAAGUGCUGAUGAGUCUCAAGCCGUGCAAAUCCACAUGGGCCUUGCUCUAGGGAUGUUCCUCUCUCGCUUGUGUGAGGAGAAACUCAGUGACGUAUCUGGCCAACAGAUGAACCUUCUUCUGAUGAAGUCUUUGGAUGCCUUGGAGAACUGCUGCUUUGACACUAGUCUUGAAUACAACACGGGCUGUAUAUUGGGAGUUGGACUUGUUCUGUCCCUCAUGAGCCACAGCAGUCAGAUGGAGUCACGAGUGCAUGUGGCAGCAUCGCUCCGGAAACUCUCGACCUACCUAGAUGACAGCGGGAGCCAGAGCCGAACCUUUCAGGAGGUCCUUGCCUAUACCCUUAGCUGUGUGUGUACAUCAGCAUUUAGUUCUGGAAUUGUUGAGGCUGCAGAGGCUGAAGAUAUUAUGAACAAGCUUCAACUUUUAGUAGAGAACAACCAGCAGACUUCCGGGUUUGCCCUGGCAUUAGGAAACAUUGUUCAUGGUUUGUCUGUAUGUGGACAUGGAAAAGCUGAAGACUUGGGCAACAAGCUGCUCCCCACCUGGAUGAGAAUUGCUUUGGCAGAGGGCACUCCCACAAUGCUUUGCUUGGCAGCUCUUCAUGGCAUGGUAGCCUUAGUAGGCUCUGAAGGGGUUGUAACACAGCUGAAGUCAGAAGCCAUCCAGACCUCUCAUUUUCAAGGGAAACUGAAUGAAGUCAUUAGAACUUUAACUCAGGUCAUCAGUGUGUCUGGGGUGAUUGGUCUUCAGUCAAAUGCCAUCUGGCUUCUGGGACAUCUUCAUCUGUCUACUCUGUCCUCAAAUCAAAGUAGAACCUCUGUUCCUACUGACUAUAGCUAUUUGCCUGAAAGCAGUUUUAUUAGAGCAGCUAUUGGCUUCUUCAUUACAGGCGGAAAAAAAGGUCCUGAAUCGGUGCCUCCUUCCCUUCUCAAAGUGGUGAUGAAACCCAUAUCAGCUGUUGGAGAAAGCUACCAAUACCCUCCUGUAAACUGGGCUUCACUCCUCUCACCACUUAUGAGACUAAACUUUGGUGAAGAGAUACAGCAGCUGUGCCUUGAAAUUUUGGUGACACAAGCACAGUCAUCCCAGAAUGCGGCUGCCCUGUUGGGAUUGUGGGUGAUGCCACCACUCGUCCAUGGUCUGAGUCUGAAUAUCAAGAAAUACCUCCUGGUAUCCGCAUCUCUGUGGAUAAAACACGUCUCCGAUGAACAGAUUGUGGGUUUUGUUGAAAACCUAAUGGUGGCAGUUUUUAAAACAGCUUCCUCAUUUUCCAACCCUGAUUUAUGCCUGAGUGCCUUACAAGGACUGAGCAAAGCCAUGAAACUGUCCAGUCCUGCUUUCCACCUCUGGAGUCAGCUCUGUGAAACUACUGGGAAAAUUUUUGACCUCUUGCCAAAUAAGAUUUGGAGAAAUGAUCUAGAGCUGUAUAUCAGUGUAGCAAAAUGUCUCUCAGAAUUGACAGAUGAUGAAGCUCGGCGGGUGACCCAGAUUACAGAGAACAAUAUAGAAAAGGCUGCCUUUGUCAGAUUAUACUUGAUCUCUCAAGGACGAUUCCCCUUGAUGGGUCUGACUGAUAUGCUUGGUGUUGCCGCACAAUAUGAUGAAAAAGACACGCUGGCCUGGAUGAUACUGCACAGUUUAUACCAGUCACGGAUAGUGAGCCAUGCCAACACAGGUGUACUGAAGAGAAUGGAAUGGCUCUUAGAAUUGAUGGGUUAUAUCAGAAACGUUGCAUAUCAAUCAACCUCUGUUCAAAAUGUGGCUCUUAAUGAGGCUUUAGACUUCUUGUUGCUGAUAUUUGCAACUGCAGUGGUUGCAUGGGCAGACCAUGUUGCACCUCUCCUCCUUGGUCUCAGUGCCAGUUGGUUGCCAUGGCAUCAGGAAAAUAGCCCAGCUGGGUCGGCAUCGAGCUUCCUUGGCAGGAGUCCAAUACACAAGGUCACUCUGCAAGAGGCACUCACUCUCCUUCCCAAUAGCAUGCCUCUUCUGCUUCAGAAAGAGCCAUGGAAGGAGCAGACCCAGAAGUUUAUUGACUGGCUAUUCAACAUCAUGGAAAGUCCUAAAGAAGCCCUCUCAGCAGAAUAUAGAGAUCUUUUAAAAGCUACACUGCUGUCCUUGAGAGUUCUCCCAGAAUUUAAGAGGAAAGUCAUAUGGACCAGAGCUUAUGGUUGGUGAACAGUUUUCACAGUAGCCAGUAGCCUUCUCAGCUGAAUGAGGAAAACCAUAGAAACUGAAGAAGUUUUUCAAUUUAGGUCCGGGAUCUCUGAAACAUGAUGCAAAGUUAAGGGUCAUGAAAAGGAGCAUCACAUAACCAACAGUAUGGCACAGAAAUGCCAGGACAUGGGGGGCAUUGCGUUGGUGUCCAGGCCAACUGAGACUGACACAAGAACUGAAAUUUUAUUUUAUUUGACUAGAGUUGAAUCUGAAGAUUUUCUUCAUGGAAAUUUAACUGUAUCAUCUCCUCCCCACUCCCCAAAUCCUAGUAAAAUAAUAUUGUGCA